Pisolithus orientalis is the source of this 883-nucleotide messenger RNA. RefSeq lists its product as uncharacterized. The transcript has 6 exons. The coding region runs from base 206 to 754 and encodes 182 amino acids. Lineage: Eukaryota; Fungi; Basidiomycota; Agaricomycetes; Boletales; Pisolithaceae. The record is from RefSeq and is a predicted model, not a curated record.
UGCGAGGCAGCAGACGCGGUGCGAGGUGAAGUCUAUAUCACAGACUCUGAGCGUCGGCGUAAAUAUUACUAUCAAUUGAAGGGAGUCGAGGCUAAUUCUAAACACACACAGCUACUUCAACACAUCUAUACCGCCAUCCUGGAUGCGUCUGUAGCUGAGUGCCAACUGUGAGGCCCCCUUUCACCUCGCAUUGUCUUCCUUUACUAUGAUGAUUUUGUGUUCCGGUUUCAGACUGAAGGAUCAAAGUAGCCACAGUGAUUAUGCGAAGGAGAUUAAUCUCCGUGCCAUGUUGCAAGAGAUAACGGUGCUUCAAACAAAACUCGAUGCAACGGAUGAUGAAGAUGAACAGCAAGCACUGGAAGAGGACGUGACAGGAAAGGUCCUGUGGCUUUCCUGGUGUGGGAUCCUUUCAGAAGUGAAACAGCGAUUACCAGAGGUUGUGGAAUACAUACAGAGGGAUGGGGAUUCAAUGACGCCGGAAGGCCGCGACCGCUUCCGCCAGGGUUUGCGCGAAAUCGGGGAUAUUAUUAAGAAAACACCACACGUACACCUGGAUGAUGAUCUAGCUCACUUGCGGCGGAUCAUGCUUGACGCCGGGGCAGGCGUAUCUAAACAUGCAUUAUGGCUUGUUGCGCAGGCGGCAGAGCAAAAUAAGUGGUCAAGCACACCUAUAUUGAAAGAAGACUAUCCCGCUAUUCCACCUCGCUUCAUGGAGCACGCUGACACCAACUAUCGAGCGAACUCCGAACACUAGAAAUGACACCGUCCGGUCCCCUAGCUGUGGAUAACCUUUAUCAAUGGGUGAAGAUGUUGACAGUGGGCUACACCUAACAACACCUCUGCCCCAGUGCUGACCCUGGCUAUCUGCCUCUUCUGGAUGUCA